UUACAUUCAUACACUUACUGUAGACAGAGGAAUCAUGGCUACGAUUUCCAACAGCACAACAACAGCUGAGGACUAUUCUGAAUACAACAAAAUCUUGGAUAAGUACACAGUCUGCAACAUCACCAAGAUCAGAGAUUUCAGCCGAGUCUUCCUCCCCACCCUCUACAGCAUCGUCUUCAUUGUGGGAUUCAUUGGCAACAGCCUGGUGUUGUGUGUCCUGGUCAAGUACCACAAAACAUACAACGUGUCAGAUCUGUGCCUCUUCAAUCUGGCACUUUCAGACCUCCUCUUCCUGAUCUCAUUGCCUUUCUGGGCUCACUAUGCUGCAGUCACUGAGUGGAUUUUUGGGAACUUCAUGUGCCAUGCUGUGACAGCGCUCUACCUGCUGGGAUUCUAUGGAAGUAUAUUCUUUAUGAUUCUCAUGACUGUGGAUCGCUAUGCUGUGAUUUUCCAUACAAAUAAUUUCCUUUUCUUAAAGCACCGAUCUCUCAGAGCUAGAAUAACCCUGGCUUUGUUUAUGUGGGCACUUAGCUUGGUAGCCUCUCUACCAACUAUUAUUUUCUUGCAGGAAAAUAAAGAUGCAGAUGGCUGGAAAUGCAGAUCAGAACAUCAACAAAGAUUAGCAUGGAAACUAGUCUCUUACAUCGAGCUCAACAUCCUUGGCUUGAUCAUUCCCCUUUCAGUGAUGGUGUUCUGCUAUUCGCGCAUCAUCCCCAUCUUAAUGACCAUAAAUUCUCCGAAAAAACACAAAGUUGUCAGGCUCUUCCUGGUAUUAAUUAUUGUUUUCUUCCUCUUCUGGACACCAUACAACAUUGUCAUCUUCCUGAAGUUCCUUCAUAACUUAGGCUACAUGCAAAGCUGUGAGUGGGAUCAGGACCUGCACAUGGCUAUGCAGUGGGUGGAAACCAUAGCGUUCAGUCACUGCUGCCUGAAUCCGAUAAUUUACGCCUUUGUGGGGCAGAAAUUCAGGAAUUUGUUUUGGAAGAUCCUGAAAGAGUGGUUUCCUGUUCGCUUGAGCUGGUGUUCAACAACUGAAAGCGAGUUUCCAGAGAGAAUGACCACCUUGCACACAUACAUUUCCAGCGCAUAGUCAAGAGUCUAAUAGGUUUAUAAUUCAUAUGUACAUGUCAUGC
Molecule: messenger RNA, 1133 nt
Organism: Clarias gariepinus (North African catfish)
Lineage: Eukaryota; Metazoa; Chordata; Actinopteri; Siluriformes; Clariidae
Product: C-C chemokine receptor type 5-like
Exons: 2
Coding region: 35-1090 (351 amino acids)
Biological process (GO): chemotaxis; G protein-coupled receptor signaling pathway; immune response
Cellular component (GO): membrane
Molecular function (GO): chemokine receptor activity
Source: RefSeq, a predicted model, not a curated record